Messenger RNA from Ficedula albicollis (Collared flycatcher), 2172 nucleotides. RefSeq names its product retinoblastoma binding protein 7 (gene RBBP7). The coding region runs from base 83 to 1348 and encodes 421 amino acids. Gene Ontology annotation, biological process: regulation of gene expression. The record is from RefSeq and is a predicted model, not a curated record. Gene Ontology annotation, molecular function: histone binding. The transcript is spliced from 12 exons. Gene Ontology annotation, cellular component: ESC/E(Z) complex; NuRD complex; nucleus. NCBI's taxonomy places the organism in Eukaryota, Metazoa, Chordata, Aves, Passeriformes, Muscicapidae.
CCUGUGCGCGCUGUCUCCCACCUCCUCCGUUUCUCCCUGCCGCCUCCUCUCCGCUCCCUCGCGGCGCCGCGUCUUUCCCGACAUGGCGAGCAAGGACGUGCCGGCGGACACGGUGGAGGAGCGUGUCAUCAGCGAGGAGUACAAGAUCUGGAGGAAGAACACCCCCUUCCUGUACGACCUGAUGAUGAUGCACGCCCUGGAGUGGCCCAGCCUCACGGUGCAGUGGCUGCCUGAUGUGACCAGGCCAGAAGGAAAGGAUUAUGCUCUGCACUGGCUGAUUUUGGGAACACACACCUCUGAUGAGCAGAACCACCUGGUUGUUGCCAGAGUCCAGAUUCCCAACAAUGAUCAGUUUGAUGCUUUGCAGUCUGACAAUGAGAAAGGAGAAUUUGGUGGCUUUGGAUCUGUGACUGGCAAAAUUGAGAUGGAGAUUAAAAUUAACCACGAGGGUGAAGUGAACCGUGCCCGUUACAUGCCGCAGAACCCCCACAUCAUUGCAACAAAAACGCCCUCUGCUGAUGUGCUGGUGUUUGACUACACUAAACAACCUUCAAAACCAGACCCAAGUGGAGAGUGUAAUCCUGACCUUAGAUUAAGAGGACACCAGAAGGAAGGCUAUGGCUUAUCAUGGAACUCAAAUUUGAGUGGACAUCUUCUCAGUGCAUCAGAUGAUCAUACAGUGUGUUUAUGGGAUGUAAGUGCUGGACCCAAAGAGGGCAAGAUUGUUGAUGCAAAAUCCAUCUUUACUGGGCACUCUGCAGUAGUGGAAGAUGUGGCGUGGCACCUGCUCCAUGAGUCUGUGUUUGGAUCCGUGGCAGAUGAUCAGAAGCUCAUGAUCUGGGACACAAGAUCUAACACCACGUCCAAGCCGAGUCAUGCAGUAGAUGCUCACACAGCUGAGGUCAACUGUCUGUCCUUCAAUCCUUACAGCGAGUUCAUUCUGGCAACUGGCUCUGCUGACAAGACAGUGGCUCUGUGGGAUCUUCGAAACUUAAAGCUGAAACUCCAUUCUUUUGAGUCUCAUAAGGAUGAGAUUUUUCAGGUUUACUGGUCCCCUCAUAAUGAAACCAUUCUUGCUUCAAGUGGUACUGAUCCUCGCCUUAUUAUAUGGGAUCUAAGCAAAAUUGGAGAAGAGCAGUCUGCAGAGGAUGCAGAAGAUGGGCCUCCUGAGCUGCUGUUUAUUCAUGGAGGACACACUGCCAAAAUCUCAGACUUCAGUUGGAAUCCUAACGAGCCUUGGGUAAUCUGUUCUGUAUCAGAGGACAACAUAAUGCAGAUCUGGCAGGUGGCAGAAAACAUUUACAGUGAUGAAGAAGUAGAGAUAACAGCAGCCGAACUGGAAGCUUAAGGAAUGUAACUUUUCUUCUUUAAGGAACUACUGGAAAUGACAGUCAAAUUCUAUUAUUACUGUAUAUAUAAAGGCCUGGGGAAAAAAGAACCAAAACCAAAUAGCAAACCAAAACCUCACAAUCAGUGAGCAGAAGCAUUACAGAAAAGAAGACUAUUCCUAAUCAAAUUAAGCAAAAAACUUGUAUGAUCAAGUUGUCAUGGGAUACCCUUGGAUUUGUGGGCACUUUGAGCUGCUACAUACUGUACAGCAAUUAGCUUAAGAGAAAAUAAGAUGAUUUAAUACCUCUGUCUAUAUUUGUAAAUCAACUUAGUGUGUUCCUGUAAAUAAAAUGGUCAUAUCCUCACUCUUCACACAUAGAAACUGUAUAACCCCCCCCCCCCUUUUUAUUAAUGGAUAAAAAGAGCUUUUCACUUCUACACACCCGUUUUGGAUUGGUUUUGCAUAAAUAAAUUAAAUUGGGAAAAAAAAAAGCUUGGCUUGGUUAAUGUGCACUGGUAUAAAUUGAAUGCCUUCUUGCAUUCAGUAAUAGAAUAAAUGUAAUUGCUCCCUGGUGCUAAAGUUAUGUAUUUUUUUUAGUUUAUAACAGCUCAAAGUUUGGGAAGAUGAGAAUUGUCUUCAUGCAGAAAAAACCUGGACUAGAUAACUUGACUUCUUCACAAAGCAAAUGGAUAUAGGAAGAAGAGAGCCAGUAAAUCUUGAGCAAACUCAAGUAACUUCUUUGUGUUUGGGUGGUUAGUGGUUGGAUUUUGUUUGUUUUGGUGGGGUUUAUAUGUUAGUGUGUUGUGGGGUAUUUUUUUGGGUGGUGAUAAAAGCACUGUCCU